AUGAUCUUCAAGUCCACGGCCCAUUGCCUGACGGGCUUGAACCACAAGACGAUCGGGGACAUCUACCGCGCGAACGACAUGGCCCGCAGUCUCUACGCGCAUGACAUGAAGAGGCCCAUCAAGUUCGACAGCGCCCCUGGCAACAAGUCGUGGUGCGACGUCGAGGCCGGCGAGGUUGACCACGGUAAGAACGUCGUCGACGACGGAUGCCCGUCGCCCCACGACGCCGCUUCGACUUGGGAGCAUUGGGGUGGCGUCCAGCAGCGGGGGGCCCCGCGCGCGCUCACCCCGACGCGUCUGGGCCCUAAGCAGACUGUGUCUCGGGCGCCAGGGCCAGGCCCCAUCAGGGAGGGGGAGUGGAAGAAGUAUGCGCAGAAGCACCUCCAGAACCGCAGAGUCAUCCUCCACACUGACGGCGCCCGCGCCCACAAGCUCAAGGUUCCUGGGGUGAUUCAUGGCCGCGCGGUUCAUGCGAAGAAGAAGCUGAAGGACAGGGGCGAGAAGCCAGUCAGCGCAACGGCCGACCCGUGGACCGCGGAGGGCGCGGCGGCGGCUGGGUCGUGGCUCGCGGGGCUUGCGCGCCCGUGCCGCUGCCGCUGCAGCUGGGCUGACAGCCCUGGCGCCCUCGAGCUGCUGGAGAAGCAGCUCGACCGCUGCGGGCCCGAGAACCUCUAG
Molecule: messenger RNA, 675 nt
Organism: Prorocentrum cordatum
Lineage: Eukaryota; Dinophyceae; Prorocentrales; Prorocentraceae
Source: the annotation of a GenBank genome assembly